AGCCGAGAAAUAUUCGGCAUUCAAACAAAAAUCAAAACCAUCCCAUCUCACAAUGGAAAGAUUCGAAUUCGAGUUAACCGAGUUGAUUCCGGGUCUUCCGGAAGAACUCGGUCUAGACUGCAUAACUCGUUUGCCUCACACAACUCACCGCCUCGCCUCCGCCGUCUGCCGCCGUUGGCAUCAACUCAUCUCCAGCCCCGAUUUCUAUUACCACCGCCGAAAAUCAGGCACCACCCGCCUUCUCGCCUGCUUCAUCCAAGCUCUUCCCCCUGCCUUCUCCACCACCGGAUGGAAGCUCUGCACCUCACUCGCUUACGGACUCACCGUUUUUGACUCACUGAGUCAAUCCUGGGAACGAAUCCCUCCGAUUCCACAGUACCCAGAUGGCGUUCCUUUGUUCUGCCACAUAGCCAGUACCGAAGGAAAAUUGGUGCUCAUGGGCGGCUGGGAUCCAGAGACUUACGAUCCGAUCGUUGAUGUUUUCGUUUACGAUUUUACCCGAUGUGGCUGGAGGAAGGGGAAAGAUAUGCCUUCUAAGCGCUCUUUUUUUGCAAUUGGGGCUUCCGAUGGACGAAUCUUCAUCUCCGGUGGCCACGACGAGAGCAAAAACGCCUUGAAAUCGGCUUGGGUUUACGAUCUGAGAACCGACGAGUGGACCGAGUUGCCCCAAAUGAGUCAGGGGAGGGACGAGUGCGAAGGGCUGAUGGUCGGCCGCGAGUUCUGGGUGGUUAGCGGCUACGACACCGAGCGGCAGGGGAUGUUCGACGCCAGCGCCGAAGUUUACGACAUCGAUUCCGGCGAGUGGCGGGUUGUGGAUCAGGCAUGGGAGGCAGGGCGGUGCCCGCGGGCAUGCGUCGGAAUGGAUAAAGACGGAAAACUAACGAACUGGUCGGAAUCGGCGCCGGCCGUGAGAGUCGGAGCGUGCGGGACGGUGAUCGGAACCCGGACUGUGGUGACCGGAUCGGAGUACCAAGGGGGCCCGCAGAAUUUCCAUUUGAUGGAGACGGAAGGAGGGCAAAACGGUAAAAUGAGCAAAAUUAAUGUUCCAGAAGAGUACAGUGGGUACGUGCAAUCGGGAUGCUGCGUGGAGGUGUGAUUGACGAAAAAUAUCUGAGGGGAAGGGUAGUAUCGUAAUUUUGCUAUGUUUGGAAUAUUAUAUAAUAUUAUAGUUACCGACGACGAUGUACAUAAAUACAUAGAGAGUGGGAAGAGAUUACGAAAAUUUUUUGUUGUGGUGCGUAAUUAAAAUUUCCCUAAUCUUCCAAUAUAUUAUGUAGUUUUUAAACUUUGGACCAA
Molecule: messenger RNA, 1296 nt
Organism: Benincasa hispida (wax gourd)
Lineage: Eukaryota; Viridiplantae; Streptophyta; Magnoliopsida; Cucurbitales; Cucurbitaceae
Product: F-box/kelch-repeat protein At2g44130-like
Biological process (GO): negative regulation of cytokinin-activated signaling pathway; regulation of phenylpropanoid metabolic process
Molecular function (GO): protein binding
Source: RefSeq, a predicted model, not a curated record